Dicentrarchus labrax (European seabass) is the source of this 1711-nucleotide messenger RNA. It is a transcript of the gene znhit6, whose product is annotated as zinc finger HIT-type containing 6. The coding region runs from base 75 to 1265 and encodes 396 amino acids. The record is from RefSeq and is a predicted model, not a curated record. Gene Ontology annotation, cellular component: nucleus; pre-snoRNP complex. Lineage: Eukaryota; Metazoa; Chordata; Actinopteri; Moronidae. The transcript has 10 exons. Gene Ontology annotation, biological process: snoRNA localization; box C/D snoRNP assembly; maturation of LSU-rRNA from tricistronic rRNA transcript (SSU-rRNA, 5.8S rRNA, LSU-rRNA).
GAGGCUGAAAGUGGCCACCGGCGGAAGAGGGUUUGUUUUGGUUGUGUCCGACGUGUGGCUGCUGUGCUCCUGUAAUGUGCUCUCUAACUGUACCAACAACGGACACAAUGUCAACUGUGGAGAGCCAAGUGGAAAACAACAGUCCGGAAGAAGAGCUGAAGGGGACCAAAAGGAAGAUUUCUCUCUCGGAUUGUGGUGUGUGUGGAUCAGAAGAGGCCAAGUACAGAUGUCCUGCCUGUCUUGCACAUUCUUGCAGCUUGCUGUGUGUGAAGAAACACAAGGAAGAUUCGGGAUGCAGUGGAGUUAGAAAUAAAACUGCCUUUGUGACCCUCUCACAGUUUGAUGAAAUGGCGCUUCUGAAUGACUACAGAUUUCUUGAGGAUACAGGACGAUUUGCUGAUGGUGCCACCAGAGACAAUCUCAUCCGGACUCCUCGUGCCACUUUAAAAACAAAGAAGCUGGCAGCCAACGCCAGAAAGAUGAACAUCACAUUGAGGUUCCUCCCCAUCACCUUCACUAAGAGCAGAGAAAACUCCACCUUCUUCCUUACAAAAGAAAAACUGUUCCUGUGGCACCUGAAGCUCAUCUUUCCUCAGAGCAACACAGAGUUCAGCCAGAGGAGGGUGUCUGACAAGCAAACCUUGGAGCAGAUCUUGAUCCCUUAUAUCCACCCUACGGAGUCGGACCCUGUGACACGUCAAAAGUUGAAGAUGUAUGUGCACACUCCAUUUGAUCAAGUAAAAGUCUUCAUGAAAGCAGAGGGGAGAAAGGCUAACUCUGUGAGGUACCAUAAGUUGGACAUUCACAAGAGCCUAAGGGACAACCUGAGCUACAAAACACUGAUUGAAUAUCCUGUGCUGCACGUUGUAAUCAGAGAUCAUUGGAAGGACUAUCCACUGAAAGGACCAGCUGAACCUGCAACAGCCUGCACUGGUUUUGCAACAAAGAACAAAGGAAUGUACCAAGAGAAGGAGGAUGUGACCCAAGUUUCACCAUCCCUACAUGGGGCUUGCACCCCGGGGGAAACCAACAUCUGGACCGGAACCCCAGAGACCAGCCCUGAAACUAAACCCCCACAAGCGAAAAGGGCCAAGAGAGAAGCAGGGGAGGAAGAGCCAGAGGACGGAGAGAUCGUAGACAGUAGUGAUGAAGAGAAAGAGGAGGGGGAAGAAAAUGGAGAUGCCUCAUGUGUUAAGAGCUGCGAUGAUGCCAAAAGCCCCGCUAAUGACAUGGAGGUGAUUAAAGAUGAACCAACAGACAGUUAAUAUGCUAGUCAUAAUAAACACAGUGACAGGGGCAUCACCGGGUCCACUGAUGACAGUUCAGCUUCCAGAGAAAGAGCUGAUGUCUGCAUGACUAAGAAGGAUGCUGUGAAAGAGCCGGGGCCUGUUCGUACCCGUCACUGUCAGGAUGAAAAUGAGUCAGCUAAUGCUGCUGACUGCUGUGGAGUGGAAUGAUAAUGCCCAGAUGUUCAGGAUGAAAUGAAUGGAGUCAGACAUAUCUGACAGGAAGUGAUCAUGCUUGUGUCGGUAUACAGUGGACCAAUGCAACCCGACAGUUGUUUUAAACAGGUUGAUUUAAGAAAGAAUGAUGGUUGUAUUGUUUGCGUGUAUGUAUAUAUACAGAGAAUCAUUUAAGUGUCAUUUUUCUAAUUUAGGUUUAGCUCAUCUGUCUCAAAGCCUUCUUAAAUAAAGUAUUUUUUGGGAAACCA